Periconia digitata is the source of this 1782-nucleotide messenger RNA. The record is from the annotation of a GenBank genome assembly. NCBI's taxonomy places the organism in Eukaryota, Fungi, Ascomycota, Dothideomycetes, Pleosporales, Periconiaceae.
UAUCUAUACCGUCACCGAGCACCUUGCCGGUGCUGCCAUGUUGCCAUGCUGUCGUUCCUUUCCUUCUUAGUUUUCAAUGCUCUUUUAGCGUGUUCCCUUGCCAGUUCUGACUACCACGAGCGCCUGCUCCUCCGCCCGCUACCUCAGUCCACUCUCCUCGCCUCCUUCAACUUCCGCAGUAACGAGACCUCGGCUGCCUUUGAGCAACAGAACUUCCGCUAUUUCCCUCGAUCGCUCGGUCAGAUCUUGCAGCAUGCUCACACUAAAGAGCUUCACCUGAGAUUUAGCGUGGGACGCUGGGAUGCCGAGAGCUGGGGGCAACGACCCUGGCAAGGCGCGAGAGAAGGAGGCAAUGGCGUAGAACUGUGGGCGUGGAUCGAAGCAGACAGCGACGAUGAAGCCUUCGCGCGAUGGCAAACUUUGGUCAAUUCGUUAUCUGGCCUAUUCUGCGCUUCCCUCAACUUCAUAGAUGCCACCAGGACCAUACGACCAGUCAUGGCUUUCGAGCCUGAAGGUGACCAUCGAAAUGCCACAAAUCUACACCUCCUUCACGGUACUCUACCCCACGAGGUUGUAUGCACAGAGAACUUGACACCUUUCCUCAAGCUACUCCCGUGCAAAGGCAAGGCCGGCAUCUCGAGUCUGCUCGAUGGGCAUAAGCUGUUCGAUGCUUCAUUUCAGACCAUGGCUAUAGACGUGCGGCCGGUGUGCGAUACACAAGGCCAAGAUUGCUUAUUGGAAAUGGAUCAGAGCGUGGAUAUGGUGCUGGACGUGGCUAGGUCGAAGCGUCCCCAAGACAACCCUAUACCCCGGCCUGUUCCAAUCGAACAGAUUGAAUGCGACACCUCCAAACACUACAAUGGGCAUGAUACUUGUUAUCCUUUGAACAAAGGCACGGAACCUUCUUGGAGUCUCAAGGAAAUUUUUGGGAGGUCGCUUAAAGGCGCGUGUCCACUCACAGACGCAGGUCCAGGCUCGGAGACUCUGUGCAUCAACACUCCUCCUGAGCGAGAUAUUCAUAUAGAGACGGACGGGCAGUUCACCGAGUCUCGAUCCUCCGCAGACACGAUGAGGUGUUAUCAACUGCCGAUUGGCUCGGAUUUUGAUCUCGUUCUACCAGAACAACAGAUGUCGACUGGUCUUGUGCUUCCAGAGCCGCAACUCUACGCCGCCCGUUCGAUCAACGGCCACGGACAGGAGCGAGGAAGCGCGCAAUCUGUCAUCACAAACCCUUCUGCCCGAGGCAUGGAGGUUGUGUAUCUCGAGUCACUUCCCUGGUUCAUGAAGCCCUACUUACAUACAUUACGCGCCCAUGUGGACACUGAUUCCGAGAAUCCAGUCCGGGAAACGUAUUAUCGACCAGCUGUGGAUAGACAGCGUGGAUCUCAUCUGGAAAUUCGCAUGGUAGUUCCACCGGCAUCAACAUUGACAUUGACAUAUGACUUCGAGAAAGCAAUUCUACGCUAUACCGAGUACCCACCAGACGCGAACCGCGGCUUCGAUGCUGCACCAGCAGUCGUCCGUGUUCUUUCACCAAAUACUAUGGGAGACAGGAAGGGCAUUUACCUGCGCACGACGCCUUUGUUGCUAUCACUGCCCACCCCAGAUUUCAGCAUGCCAUACAACGUCAUCAUCCUGACGAGUACGGUCAUGGCGCUUGGUUUUGGCAACAUAUUCAAUCUGGUCGUGAGACGCUUCGUCGGCGCACACGAGGUUCCUCAAACAGGAGGGCUGAAGGCCAUAUUACAAGCGAAGAUAGCUAGGCUCACAGGAAGAUCGUGA